Messenger RNA from Tetranychus urticae (two-spotted spider mite), 8429 nucleotides. RefSeq names its product phospholipid-transporting ATPase ABCA1. Gene Ontology annotation, biological process: lipid transport; transmembrane transport. Gene Ontology annotation, cellular component: intracellular membrane-bounded organelle; membrane. Gene Ontology annotation, molecular function: ATP hydrolysis activity; ABC-type transporter activity; lipid carrier activity. NCBI's taxonomy places the organism in Eukaryota, Metazoa, Arthropoda, Arachnida, Trombidiformes, Tetranychidae. The record is from RefSeq and is a predicted model, not a curated record.
UAACUAAACUCUUGCAUUAAAGUGAUUAUAAAUCAUCAGAUUAAGUUUAGAAUUGUUGAAAGUGAAUUAAUUAGAAUCACAGGAAAGUAAAGAAAAAGAUUUAAUUCAAGAGUCCGACUCUUUGUAAUGGCGAGACAUGAUUUGAAAAGGAGAGUAAACAGCUGUUCCAUUGACUCGUCCCUACAAACAUAAUUUUUAGAUAGACAAACAAAUAAUAAACCAAAUAUGAUAAUAGACAUCGAGGAUGACAAUAAAAGGGACAGUAAACUCAACAUUAUCAUAUUUUAAUUAAUUAAUCCUAUUCCGAAUCUUUAACAGCAAUCUUUUAAUUAGUUUUUGCCAUUCAUAGGAUCGAUUAUCUUCCAGAGUCUUCUUUAUUUAUCAUUAUUGUUCUUACUCAACAAUUUUCAACCAUGAUUUCUCUUCACAUCAUUAACUUGCGAGUAACCAUUCAAGGAACUGAAAGAAAUAGGUAAAUUGUUUCUUCUUUUACCCUUUACUUAAGUUACACAUUUUCUUGUUCACCUUAACUUCUCAAAUUUUCCCUGUCGUUUUAAAUCUGAAUGUUAUUCAAUUAAAUCAAUGAGGUAACCGGUUUUAUGGUCUAUCUCAGGCUCCUUCGUUUUUAAUGAACCGACUUUCUCGUGUCUUUCUAUUCUCUCUGUCUCAAAUGUAUUCAUUUGUUGUUUUGUUUAUAUCUAUCUGAUAUUUGCACCUCUAUCGUGUAAAAUUGUAUAAAAAUAAUACUGCAAUAUUAAAGUAUCAUUGGUACAUCAUUAUCUUGUGUUCAGUGCAACCUUCUAGUUACACCAGCUUUAUUUUGUUCUUAUUGAAUAUUUACAUCAACCAAGAUGAGGAUUAAUAAGUGACAGUAUUGCCAUAUUAAUUAAGUCAGCCCUUGAGUGACACUUCUUCCAUUUCAUCAUACUUUCUUACUCUUGAAAAUCAUUGACUUCUCAAGCUUUUCGAGUUCUUUUCAUUUGUGUGUUCUCUGGUCAUCGAUUUAAAUUUCCUUUCGCUUUGAACUUGUCGUUUUCAACCAAAACCUGUCAACUUUAAGAUCGUCUAUUUACCUCGGUUCCGAAGGUGUAUUCUUUGACAUUAAACAUCAUAGGUAGUCAAAGAGUUGCAAUCCAAGCUGUAAUAAAUAUCGACAUUUAUCUUGAUGAACCGAAGGUUUAAUUUUGAUUGAAUUUCAUCCUUUCCUACAAGAAUCUAAUCAUUUCAUCGCAUUGAUUCAAGAAUGAGUUGGUGGAGACAGCUACGACUGCUGUUAUGGAAAAACUAUGUGUCACAUCGCAGGCAAAAGCUCCGAGUCAUUGUGGAGAUAUUUUGGCCUCUUCUGUUGAUGGGUAUUCUCAUGUGGGUUCGAACUCGAGGUCUUCGUACAUUUGUCCAUGAAUGUCAUUUUGACCAAAAAGCAUUGCCAUCAGCUGGACUUGCGGAGUUUAUAAAGAGCACAGUUUGUUCAUUCAACAAUACUUGCAAUCCACAAAUAACGGAUGGAAAGUCAGCAAUACCUCUCGAUGAAAGGUCACCUAGUUCUUAUGAACAAGUUGAAAGCAUCCUCAGGACGCAUCUGACGCCUGAGAAUCUGAAAAAUUUUGAAGUUGUAGACAAAGAUUUACAGACAAUUAGCCAACUAACCAAAGUUCUCACAAAUCCUUAUGCAAAGAUUAACCGCUCGGUCAGAUUGAAAGAUCUUUUGAAAAGUGAUAUAAAUUCAACCUUUUCAAUGUAUAAUUUAACCAGCGAGGAAGUUGAUUUUCUAGACUCAACACAAAUCAAUUGGACUCUUAUUCCGCUAAUGUUUAAAUACCAAAAAUUUAAUAUUUUAAACCUUUUUUGUAGUGAAGAAACUGUUUCUGCAGAUAUAUUUAUAUCAAAUAAUUUAGAUCAUGAACAAAUGGUUGAACAGUUGAAAGAAAAAUUCUGUGAUAAUACUAAUUCUAGAAGCACUAUUUCUAAGUCAUUUGAAGCUUUACAGAUAUUUGAUAGACAAGUCCUUCUUAAUGAGAUGUCUUCGGUUGCUAAAGUAGCUGUUGAUCGCAAUUUACAUAUAAAGGAGCUAAAUGGAAUUAGUCAAACGUUUGGUAACAUUGUAUCAGAUAUGGCCAGGAUGAAUCAAUUCAGCAAUUUUUCGACGGAUUUUUCAUAUUACUGGAAUGCUCUUAAAGAUGCCGUCGAUAGUCCAGGAAACAAUACCAUUCGACUUGUGCAAUUAUGGAUUUGUGGCCGCAAUAGCUCCGUACUGUAUGAAAGAUUCUCGGGCGAACCUGGAACGAGACUAGAGGAACUUGGUGAUGAGAUGAAGGAACAUUUAAUUCACAACCGGCAAUCUAAUACAACAGAUUACGUUUAUGAUAAUUCAACCACUCCUGCGUGUAACGAACUAUUUCACUCAUUAGAAGGUGGAAGCAUCACUAAAGUUUUAUGGAAACAAUUGAAACCUUUUAUCCGAGGAAAAAUUAUCUACGCUCCUAAACGUGCCUCAAUCGAAAGAGUUUUGAACAGAGUAAUAAAUUACUUUGAGCCAAUUAAAUUAUUUCACAAUUUCACCAAAGUUUGGCUUAGCGAUCUCAGUCCACGACUUAAUUCAAGUCUCAAAGACCAAUCUUCCAUAAUAAACAACAUAACUAAAUUAAUCCUUUCCAAUAACAUUCCCUUUCUAACUGAUUGGAUUUCUCGUGAGUUCAACAUAAAAUCAAAUGAACAACAAAAUAAUGUUGUCUCUAUUCUGGAUCAACUAAAAAACAUUUCAACCUUUUUAUCAACGAAUGGUCCUUCUAUGUUGGAAACUACGGAUGCUUUUUUAACUAAGCUCAGCACUUAUCUUGAUUGUGUCGAGUUAAACAAAUUAGAAAGUUACAAUACUGAAGAUGAAAUUGUCCGUCGAGGAUUGGAAUUGAUUGCUGAAAACAAAUUAUGGGCAGGAUUAGUUUUUGAAAAUACAAGUUCAAAUUCAUCUGCAUCAAAUGUUACUGAUGAUGAAGAUGUGUUACCACCAUAUGUGAGGUACAAGAUUCGUAUGGAUGCUAGCAAAAUCGAUAGUACAAAAAAGAUUCAAGAUCGUAUACCAACUCCUGGUGCACGUCGACGUCCCGUUGUUGAUCUCAAAUAUCUUACAUUUGGGUUUGCUUAUCUGCAAGAUUUGAUUGAAAAAUCAAUUAUUCGAGAGCACACCAAUAUGUCAACUGACACUGGAAUUUAUCUGCAACAAUUUCCUUACCCAUGUCACAUUUACGACCAGUUCAUCAUGGCUAUUUCACGUUCAUUUCCUAUGUUUAUGGUCCUCUCUUGGGUUUACAAUGCAUCAAUGCUCAUCAAAAGUAUCGUCCACGAAAAAGAACGACGUUUAAAGGAAGUCAUGAAAGUGAUGGGCCUCAGUAAUAGUGUCUUGUGGUCCUCUUGGUUCAUUGAAUCGUUUAUAUUUUUUAUUGCCAGCUCUUUUCUAUUGGUUUUGAUUCUGCAUUAUGGAAAAGUAUUAACUUACAGUGAUCCAGUGAUCGUCUUUAUUUUUUUAAUCUGCUAUUCUAUUUCUGUGAUUACAUCAAGUUUUACCAUUAGCACAGUUUUUGGUAAAGCUAAUAUGGCUGCUGCUGGAGGUGGAAUGAUAUUCUUCAUGACUUAUCUUCCGUAUACUUUUUUGGUAAUGUGGGAUGAAAUAUUACUUCCUCACGAAAAAGCUCUUGGAUGUCUUUUGCCGAAUGUAGCAUUUGGAUUUGGAUGUAAAUAUCUUGCACAUUUUGAAGAGGAAGGUGUUGGCAUUCAAUGGAGUAACAUAGCCAGUAGUCCAAUGCCAAAUGAUGGUUUUAACAUGUUGAAUAUUCUGAAUAUGCUGCUGUUCGAUUCAUUUAUUAAUAUCUUGCUCACUGCUUACAUUGAAGCCGUUUUCCCUGGUCAAUAUGGAGUUCCAAAGCCAUUCUACUUUUUCUUAUUACCUUCUUAUUGGUGCAAAAAUCAAAAGACAAUCGUAAAGGAUGAUCUUUUGCUUAAUCACAAGCUUGAAAAAAAUUCCCAUAUUGAAGAAGAGCCUAAAGAUCUGAAACUCGGAAUAUCAAUUUCCAAUCUAACGAAAGUUUAUUCUGGGGGUAAAGUUGCUGUUGAUAAUUUAAGUCUAAAUUUUUACGAAGGCCAGAUAACUAGUUUUCUCGGUCAUAACGGAGCAGGGAAAACAACUACAAUAUCUAUUUUAACGGGUCUUUUCCCACCAACCUCUGGUACUGCUCAUAUUUAUGGACAAGAUAUUACCACUGACAUGGACUCAGUUAGACAAAGUUUAGGAACUUGCCCGCAAUAUAAUGUUUUAUUCAAUCACCUUACAGUUGUUGAGCAUCUUUGGUUUUAUGCUUCACUAAAAGGUUCAGGAGCUGAAGUUAACCAGGAAAUUGAUGAUUUGAUAAACGAUUUAGGAAUAUCUCACAAAAGAGAUGAGUUUUCUGUAAAUUUAUCUGGUGGAAUGCAAAGGAAACUUUCAAUUGCAAUUGCUUUUGUCGGAGGAUCAAGAACUGUAAUUCUUGAUGAACCAACAGCUGGAGUUGAUCCUUAUUCAAGACGAUCAAUUUGGGAGCUUUUGAUUAAAUACAAGGCUGGCCGUACUGUUAUAUUAACUACUCAUCAUAUGGAUGAAGCAGAUUUGCUCGGCGACAGAAUUGCUGUGAUUGCGAAUGGAAAGUUAAGGUGCGUUGGAUCAUCUUUGUUUUUGAAAGCUCGAUUUGGAAGUGGAUAUUAUCUUACUUUUGUCACAAAAGAUAACUCACUCAAAAAAACGCCCAUCGUUUCGAAAAAUAAUUCCGGCAAUGAUGUGACUGAUUGUGUUAUGGUUCGAAGAAGUAAACCCAAUUCAUCCAAAGAUAGUAGCAAUGAAAACAUUAAUGGAUCAACCCAAGAUCUUUCAGAUUCUAUGAAAAGACUGACAGAAUUUAUUCGAAAUCACAUACCUGAUGCCCAAAUGAUCGAAAAAGUUGGUAGUGAAGCAACUUAUUUGUUACCAACCAAUUCUCAAGAAUCGGGAAGAUUACAAAAGUUAUUGAAAGAACUAGAUGAUAAACUUAUAGAUUUACCAGUAAAAAGCUAUGGAAUCUCAGAUACUCCUUUAGAAGAAGUCUUUCUUCGAGUUACCGGUACUCUUGAAGAUGAUGAAAAAAGAACGCAAAGUUUGGAAGAAGCCGUGGAAAAACUUACAGAAGGUGGUCGUUAUCCUUCGAAAUUAAGACUAAACAGCUUUUUUUGUAAUAAUUUGACAAGAUUAUUUCAACCGACGAGAUGCUUUAACAACUCUCAUAACUCAGUCAGUAGUAGGCCAAGAAGUAGAAGUGACCGCCAAGAAGAUUAUAUACCUGGUCGAGAUGCUUGCUAUAUUCCAAUGCAAGAUUUGAACAACACAGAAAAAAAUCCAUUAACUACUUGGAGGAUUCAAGGCUGGGAACUCAAAAAACGACAAUUCUGGGCACUACAAAGAAAGCGAUUCCAUCAUACUCGUCGUAACACUCGUGCUUUACUUUGUGAGAUUGUAUUACCAGCUUUGCUCAUUUGUGUGUCCAUGUUAUUCACACUCAUUGUACCUCCAAUCCUAGAAGAACCGCAAUUAGAACUCAAACCAUGGUUAUAUGGACCGCCUAAUUACAUAUUUUACACCGACGAUUCAUUAGGUAGCAAUCCUGUUGCUAAAAAUUACGUAAAUGAAUUACUUGGUGACCCAGGAAUAGGCACAAAGUGUGUCCAAGGAAUUCCAGAAAAGUAUCGUUCACUCAAACCUCAAUUGUAUAAAUUUUCUUCGAUUAAAAGAUCUCAAUGGUCUGAUACUUGUGAUUCUCAAGUAACAGACCGAAAUCUAACUUCACCACAAAGCUUGUCGCUACUUAAUAAAUACGUCCAAUGUGAUUGUACUACAGGAACAAUGGAAUGUCCAAAACUUGUGGAUGGGUUUGAUCCUCCCUCUACUCCAAUUAUUUCUGGCGAUAUAAUGUACAAUGCUACUGGACGAAAUGUUUCAGAUUGGUUAAUUAAAACUAGAAAACAACAUUACAAGAAAAUGUAUGGUGGAUUCUCUUUUGCUUUUAGUAGCACAAUGGGUUCAUUCAAUUACACUUCUGUCGAGAAUUUACUUUCAUAUCUCAUCGAUUUAGUCGAUCUCCGUGAAAAUCGUGAAUAUAUUAUGAAAACUUAUUCAAGUUUGACACAAGCUUUAAUCAGACGAGAGUUAUGGAACAAUGUAAAAGUUUGGUUUAAUAAUAAGGGAUGGGCUGCUUCAAUGGCUUACUUGAACGCUGCGAAUAAUGUUAUCCUUCGAGCCAAUUUGCCAGAUAAUGUGGACAAACGUUAUUAUGGUAUCACUGCGAUUAACCAUCCCAUGAAUUUUACUGAGGAUCAGUUGAAGGAUGAAAUGUUCAAACGCGGUGGCCUUUCGCUUUUGCAUUCCAUAACUGUACUGUUUGCCAUGUCUUUUGUUCCUGCAAGUUUUGUUUUGUACCUGAUUGAAGAUAGAGUCUCCGGCUCAAAACAUCUGCAAUUCGUUAGUGGAGUUGAUCCAAAUGUUUAUUGGAUUUCAACAUUUUUAUGGGAUAUGGCCAACUAUAUGAUUCCGACAUUUCUGUGUGUUAUGAUUUUUGUAGCUUUCAAUGUUGAAGCAUACAUACAAUCGCCAAAUAUCUACGGGUUUAUAACUCUUUUAAUUCUUUACGGGUUUGCCACAAUUCCUCUUAUGUAUCCUACUUCAUAUCUUUUUAAAGUUCCAAGCUCGGCUUUUGUCGUUCUAGCAUCAGUCAAUCUUUUUAUUGGAACUGUUAGCACAGUUUCUACUUUUGUGCUCGAAUUAUUUGAUGAUGAUGGACUUCAAUAUGUUGGUAAUUUGCUAAAAAAGGUUUUCCUCAUUUUCCCUCAAUAUUGUUUGGGAAGAGGUUUACUGGAAAUGUCCGCAAAUCACUUAGCUUCUCGAACUUUUGCUAAAUUUGGUGUUUCAUAUGAAAAAAAUCCCUUCAAUUUUACUUAUAUUGGACGUAAUAUGUUGGCCCUGUUUAUUCAGGGAGUCGUUUUCUUUAGAAUUGUUCUAUGGCUUGAAUCGGGUAUUCUUUGGUGGAGGAUGAGAGAGCCUAAAGCACCUAAUGUUGACGAUGACGAGGAAGACGAUGAUGUAGCGGCUGAAAGAGAAAAGAUUAUUGCUGGUUUGGCUUCAGAUAAUGCUCUUAGAGUGGAAAAUUUAACUAAAGUUUACCGAGAAGGACAAUUACCUGCUGUUAACAAACUAUGGAUGAGUGUUGGCUCUGGUGAAUGUUUUGGGUUGUUAGGUGUUAAUGGAGCUGGUAAAACAAGUACCUUCAAAAUGUUAACUGGAGACAUAAAAAUUAGUAGUGGUGAAGCUUAUAUCGCUGGUUUCAGAGUUAAAACUGAAAUGACCAAAGCACGUCAACAUAUUGGGUACUGUCCACAAUUUGAUGCUUUAGAUUCUUUCCUUUCUGGUUGGGAACAUCUCGAAUUUUAUGCUCGUCUUCGUGGAAUCCCGGAAGAACAAAUUAGUAAAGUUGUCCGAUGGUCGAUUAGAAAGUUAGGACUUAGUGAAUACAGUAAUGUGAUUGCAGGAGCUUAUUCUGGAGGAAACAAAAGAAAACUGUCAACUGCAAUUGCUUUAGUUGGUCAACCAUCAAUUGUAUUCUUAGACGAGCCCACAACAGGAAUGGAUCCGAAAGCGAGACGAUUUUUAUGGAACUGUAUUAUUGAUAUUGUCAAAGAUAAAUGUGCUGUUGUAUUAACCUCUCACAGCAUGGAGGAAUGUGAAGCGUUGUGCACACGUUUGGCCAUUAUGGUUAAUGGUCGAUUUAGAUGCUUAGGAAGUACUCAGCAUCUAAAAAAUAAAUUUGGUGAAGGUUAUACGGUUACAAUUAGAGUUGAUAGAGAAGAUGAAAGUAAAAUGAAAGCUCAAUCAUUCAUCGAUACAGCUUUUGGUCAAGAAGCAUCAUUAAAAGAAGUACAUCUAAAUCAAAUGGAAUAUCAAAUUGGUUCUAAAAUUUCAAUCUCAUCAAUUUUUGCUGAACUCGAGAAGGCAAAAAUGGUUGGUAUUUUAAGCGAUUACUCAGUUACUCAAACUACUUUGGAUCAAGUUUUCAUUCGAUUUGCACGAAACCAAAUGGACUCAGCGAAACAAAACAAAAAAUAAAGGAUUUAUAUAUGGAUAUCUCAUUUGUAUAAUAAUGAUAUGUAAUUUUUUGUAAUUUGGCAAUCUCUCUAUUGACUGCCAUCCUCUAACAGUCACUUUUCAUGCGAAUCAUUCUGUAUAUUUAAUUUAUUCGGUUGUGUAUGAAUGAUUAGUCCAUUUUGAUGUACUCUUUUUUAAUCAACUCUUUGCUUACUUUUCUUAAAGUAAAGGUUGGACAAGUAUUUUAACCAAAUACAUAUUUUGAAAGCAGAAAAGUAAUAACAUAUUUUUGCUUUUU